This is a messenger RNA of Lodderomyces beijingensis, 1758 nucleotides long. The record is from the annotation of a GenBank genome assembly. Lineage: Eukaryota; Fungi; Ascomycota; Pichiomycetes; Serinales; Debaryomycetaceae.
AUGGAACAGUACUUGAAAGACAGUCCCACGGAAUUUACGUCUUUUGAAGACAAGAGCAAUAUGCAAGAUUCCAAUACACUUGACGACAAUAUCAACAAACUACCCAAUUUCGUAUUCAACCCUUUGCAGUUGGACUUGAGUGAGCCAAACUACACCCAAGAACCAAAUAACGAGUUUGAGCCACAACCAAGCAAUUAUGGCUUUGCCCGGUUGAAUGAUGAUAGCAGCAACAACUAUACAAGUGCUCAGAACAACACUUACUCAAAUAACGAAUACAUCAAUUUUGGGUUCGAAGGUAUAAACCAGGAUUUAAACGAACCAAAUUUUCAAGGUGGUCAACCUUUUAUAAAGAGAGAAGAAGGAUUUGAAGCGUACAACAACCGCAAUGAUACUCGUCGCGGGUCUUUUGUUGAAGAAAACAACAAUAACACUGACCUUAAUCAAACUUCUUCCACUUCGGGAUACAACUCCAACACUCAAGACUCGAAUGAUGAUUACUUGAGUCCCAUGGGGUUUGCCUAUAACCAACAACAACAAUCACAACCACAACAACCACAACAAUCACAACAACCGCAACAACCGCAACAACAGAUACAACAACAACAACAACUACAGCAGCUGCGGAACUUUUCGCCUGAGCAGGACGUGUUUUCUGAAACAAAUCCAGGAUCGUUUACGAGUGAACCUUUUAUGGACGAUGCCGCGUUUUCACAAGCAAUCUUGGGCCCGCAGCUAAGCAUACCGCAGUAUGAGAGUAACCGCAACUUUUCUCAGGGAGAAAGUGCGUCACCUCAACCCAUUUCUCCACAACUCCAAAGCUCGCAACCGUUUCUAAACCAUACAAGAAACUCGGCCAAUUUGGACGAGUUGAUCUCGCCAGGCAAAAACUUGGAGGAAAAUUCGUUUUUGACGCCGCAGUACUUUUCGCCUCCAAAUCGAAGCGGGAACCACUUCAACUCGCUAAGGUCAAUAGCUGAAGAUGUUUACGACCAGAACCGAGCAUCGGACAUUUUUACCCCGGAGCUAUCUAGACACGGAAGCAUCAGCGGGCCCGCUUACUCAUCUUCUGGAACUCAAGUGCCGCAAUCCACUUCCUACCUAUCACCGCGCUUGGACCCACUGUCAUACGCCUCGCCGGAUUUUUACGGAGGCUCAUAUCUAAAUUCUCCGCCAGAUAACCCACAAAGACGGAUUCAGCCUAUAAACCAGGCUUAUGGAGGACUCGGAGAAUUGAGUUCUUCGAUACCGAAUCAUGGGGUCAAGCAAGAAAACUGGGACGCAUUGUCUCCACCACCAUCUCAGCAAUCUCUUCUAAGCACUUCGGUCCCGGGAGGCUCAAAACAGUCAACGAUGCCAGCGUCGAGGGAAUCUUCACUAACGGUUCCAACGAAGCAACUAUCAAAGGAUGAGAAGCUAAAAAGACGAAGGGAGUUCCACAAUGCUGUAGAACGAAGGAGACGAGAUUUGAUCAAGGAGAGGAUAAAAGAGUUGGGAAUAAUAGUGCCGCCUUCGUUGCUCAAUCCCCAGUUGUGCGCCGUGCAAACAUUGCAACGUAAAAACAAUGUCGACACCAAUGACUUGAGCGACUUGAUUGGCUCAAUCAAGGUGAAAGAGACCAAGCCCAAUAAAUCAACGAUUUUGAACAAGAGCGUGGUUUACAUGAACCACUUGAACUACGUGCUACAGCAGCAGGAAAAGACCAAAAAUGACUUGUUGCGACAGAUUGAACGGUGGGAACAUCAACUCAACAUUAAAUGA